AACUGACAAAAAGCAGGGAUACACUCAGUUCAGAAUACUAUCACACCUGGGGAUUUUCAUCCUUGUCUUCUGCGACAUAGCAGACUUCUGAACACAUAGCUAAUCAAUUAAGUGAGAGACGUACCACAAUGACUUUGAACAGAAGCGAUACACUGAGGCCCCUGGAACAAAGACGUGGCAGUAUGCCACUGCCCCUGAAGCAUCAGCUUCAAAGGACUGAAGCAGUGGAUGAGCCAGACUGGCCCCAGCUGGCUGCCUUUGAACCAAGCACCAAAGAAAGCUGCUAUUCCAACUCAUCUGAUUCUGUUAUCUCAUCCAACAGUGACUUGGGCAGCCAUGUAUACAAAGUCGUCCUGCUAGGUGAAAGUGGUGUUGGGAAAACUGCCCUAGCAGGCAUCUUUGGAGGCCUUGAAGAAAACUUUCCUCAUGAUAUGGAAAAUGCAGAGGAUACAUACGAAAGAACCAUCACGGUGGAUGAGCAGCAGGCGACACUUGUUCUGUACGACAUUUGGGAACAGAAUAACUCUUGUGGAUGGAUGCAAGACAACUGCAUGCAGAUGGGAGAUGCAUUCCUGUUAAUCUUCUCUGUGACUGACCGGGAGAGCUUUGAUCGUGCUGCAAAACUGUGUGGAAAACUGAUAGCACAACGUCAGAAUCAAGAUAUACCCAUAAUCCUUGUUGGCAAUAAGAGUGACUUGGUGCGAUCCCGUGAAGUGUCCGCAGAAGAGGGACGAACCUGUGCUGUGUCAUUUAACUGCAAAUAUAUUGAGACAUCAGCAGCUUUGCAUCACAAUACCCGCAAGUUGUUUGAGGGUGUAGUACGGCAAAUCAAGCUUAGAAGAGAUGGAAAAGAAGAGGUGCAUAAACGUCGAGAGAGCCUCACCAAGAAGGCCAAAAGGUUUCUUCAGAGCUUAGUGACCAAGAACAAUAAAUUCUUCAAGCAGCGCUCUAAAUCCUGCCAUGACCUCUCAGUCCUGUGAACUUUGCCUACAUUCUGGGCACCACCAUAUCAAUAACCAAUAAUAGCCAUUGUAUUUUUGGCUCAUUGGUCAAGCCCACCAAGUGGGAGAAGCACAUCCAUGAAGGUGUAUGUAGAUGGAGGUGUGGAACUGCACUUUUUAGGAUUUCAGAAAACAUUUGAAAGGGGUAUGCUACUCAGUUAUAAUGGGGAAAAUCAGAGACUGGAAUAUAUUCUCAAUUUGUUUCUAAUAUUUAAAUUAUGAUCUUGUGUCAAGGUGAUGCACUAGACCAUUUCAAACUUUAAGUGUCUGAAAGGUUCCACUCCCACUGCUCACUCAAGCACUUUCUGGUUCUGACCAGUUAGUUUCUGGUAAAUUACAGAGUUAAUUACAUUUUAUUUAAUAAAGUGAGAGUCGAGAGAAUGAGAUAUACACACAUACAGUGUGGCAUAUAUUAGAGUCCUAAAAAGUAAAAUGACUCUUUUUGCUAAAGUACAAGAUUCUUGGAGAAUUUAUAGAAAGAAUGUAUAAAAAUAUUUGCAUUUUACAAGCAAACAUGUAUUUAAAAACAGAAAAGGAAGUGCGCAGGAUCGUUCUUCCGAAACUGACUGUAGCAUUGUUUAUGUUAACUGAAUGUCUCUAAUACUAGACUAGGGAAGAUGUACAAUUGUUGUUGGUGACUUUUAAAUUUACCUCAUCUGGGAAGAGAAGAAAGUUUAUUGGUGCUGUAACACUUGUUCUGCUGAAUGCAAUGCUGUGAUUUAUGGUGGCAAUUCUGCCAUAGCUCUGACUGUAGUGAUGUUUGAACAUGUAAUACAAUCAAGAUGUGCAGGUAGGCCAAAUGGGAAAGUUUUUUGUCCCAACUUGCUAUCUGCUGAAAACUUGGAAAAUCAUCCUUUCCAUUUACAUAGCUUAAGGAGAGGUUGGAGUUUGUGGGGAAGUGGUGUUUGUCUAAAUGGCAUGAAUUCAUUUUUUACUAUACAAUGUAAUAAAAGAACUUUCAUUUUAAUAAAUAUUUUGCAUAUAUAAAAAAUGAUGCAAUGUGUCUUCUUCUGUGCUGUGACAUUGGUGCUUGACCUCUUUGUGCUGCCCACAGUACAAUAAAAUCUUUGUGUGGCAGAUGGUCUAGGGAGCUACAAAUUACAGCAUAUUUUUCCAGUCUGUUGGACCUCUGAUCUUCCUAGCAGUGCUGAAGGAUGUAAAGCCUGCAGGAAAGAGGAGCGUGAAGCUUUAUGUUGUGUGUCCCUUGGGUACACAGAGUGCAACAGCAAAUCAGCCUUAGACAAAUGCAGUUAUGUUUGGAAUUCAGUAGAACUGAACCCAACUGUGGCAUUUUUUUCAGAAAGGUGAAUACUGUCUGUCCGUUCUCAUUUCCACUGCUCCUCUCCUCCACAGUUAACAGCAUUACGAUUUUGAAGUUAAAAAAUCAAUACAGGAAGCAAAACAUUAAACUGAAAAUGGCCAACACCAUUUCAUGCCAAUCAGGUAUUAUAGGUUCUUAUUUAGUUAAUGAUGCAUUUUAAAUAAGAAACAAAAAUCUGAAGUGACAAUAUAACAUCCAGUCAUAUGGUCCAGUUUUCUGGCUUCACUUAUUUUUGGUAUAAAUACACAGUUAAAAUGUUUACUUGGGUCAACGCAGCAAAUGUUUGGCAAUGCUAGACUUGAACGGACGGACUCCUGUUGAGCAGUCUAGUACUACAUAAUCUGCAUAUCAUAACACACACACACACAUAUAUAUAUAUAUAUAUAUAU
Molecule: messenger RNA, 2711 nt
Organism: Protopterus annectens (West African lungfish)
Lineage: Eukaryota; Metazoa; Chordata; Ceratodontiformes; Protopteridae
Gene: REM2
Product: RRAD and GEM like GTPase 2
Exons: 5
Coding region: 129-980 (283 amino acids)
Biological process (GO): negative regulation of high voltage-gated calcium channel activity
Cellular component (GO): plasma membrane
Molecular function (GO): GTPase activity; calcium channel regulator activity; GTP binding
Source: RefSeq, a predicted model, not a curated record